Varroa destructor (honeybee mite) is the source of this 3813-nucleotide messenger RNA. RefSeq names its product serine incorporator TMS1 (gene Serinc). Lineage: Eukaryota; Metazoa; Arthropoda; Arachnida; Mesostigmata; Varroidae. Gene Ontology annotation, cellular component: membrane. The record is from RefSeq and is a predicted model, not a curated record.
CGUUAUGUUAAGUCAGAGCCAAAACAGUCCCAGCCGUGUACUGAGGCUCUGUUGAAGUCUAUGUAUGGUUAGCAAAGGAGAGGGUUGUUCUUACUAAUUCAUCCAUUGUAUAGAAGAGUCGCAUUUCUUCCUCCCAGGUACCGAGCACUCCUAGAUGUCAGUAUUAACACAUGCUAAACCUAGUACUCACUGACCGACAUGCUAUGUGGCGGGCCUGUUUGUACCUAGUUGCCCCUGUUAGUGUAACGAUACAGCGCUGCGUAAUGCCCCAUAAGUAGCCGCUGCCUGCGUAAGCGCGUCCAAAGACAAUAAACGAGUUAGGUGGAUAAUUGGAACCAUUUCUAUUAACUGAGGCAUUAUUGAUACACUGUGGCCAACCAACGCCAGUGGAUAAUUUCGUUGAAUUAACUAGCCAACACUACAUCAGGAUGGGAGCUGCUCUAGCAGUAAUCCCAGCUGCGCAGCUGGCAUGUUGCUUCGGCUCGACGGCCUGUUCGCUGUGCUGCGGUGCCUGCCCUACCUGCCGCAACUCGACAUCGACGAGGAUCAUGUACGCAUUGAUGUUGGUGGCUACCACAAUUACGGCUGCCAUUAUGUUGUCACCUGCUUUAUCGGACUGGUUGCAAAAAGUACCAAAGUUGUGUACCUCAUCGAACAUCUGCAAAGACGUCGUUGGCUAUCUGGCGGUGUAUCGGCUGAUGUUCGCACUAACAAUGUUUUUCAUUCUGAUGGCUGUCAUAAUGAUCGGUGUACGGACAUCGAAAGAUGGUCGAGCCGGUCUACAAAACGGCUUUUGGGGCAUUAAAUAUGUCGUUCUUAUAGGAUUCAUGGUGGGAUCAUUCUACAUGGGCGACGGCGAAAGCUUUGGCCAAGUCUGGAUGUACUUCGGUAUGAUCGGUGCCUCGUUAUUCAUUCUCAUCCAAUUAAUUUUGAUUAUCGACUUUGCACACGGCUGGGCCGGUAACUGGGUUAAACAGUUUGAAGAAAACGAAUCACGUGGCUGGUACUGCGCUCUCCUUUCGGCUACGUUGGGAAUGUACGCUCUGACAAUCACCGCGAUUACGCUAUGCUUCGUCUUCUAUACGACCAGUGAUGCCUGUAGCUUGCAGAAGUUCUUCAUCAGUUUCAAUCUGAUUCUCUGCGUUAUUAUCUCUGUACUGUCAGUUCUUCCAAGUGUUCAGGAACGUCAGCCGACCUCUGGUCUCCUGCAGGCUAGCGCGGUGAGUCUGUACAUCAUCUACUUAACAUGGUCCGCCUUGACCAACUCCGGGGAAGUGGCAUGUAUGCCUCCACCGGUCAUCACCGCAAAGGGCAACAAGUUUGAUCUCCAGAGCAUCAUUUCACUUAUCAUCUUUGCCGGCUGCGUUCUCUAUUCGUCGAUCAGAAACUCUUCAAAUACUCAGGUAGGGAAGCUGACAGGAAUCAGCGACAACGAUGAGGCUGAGAAAGGAAUUCGCUCAGGUGGAGUCAGUGGCGAUGCUAAGGUGUGGGAUAAUGAAGAAGAUGGUGUGGUUUACUCUUGGUCGUUCUUCCAUCUAAUGUUUGCUCUAGCCACCCUUUAUGUGAUGAUGACGCUGACCAACUGGUAUCAACCUGGUGAUGUGACGCUGAGCAAAAACCUUGUUGAGAAUCCUGGCUCAAUGUGGGUGAAAAUUAUCUCGUCAUGGGUGUGUGCCGCGCUUUAUUCAUGGACCCUUCUGGCACCGCUGGUCCUUCGAGAUCGAGACUUCUCCUAAAAAGUACGUUCGACAAAAAUCAAAAUCACUCACUCCUCGAGGAACUUAAUAUGCGGCCUCGCUUGUCAACAGUGAUACGAUCAACGACAAUUUAAACAAAAGUACUGCCGUUUUACGACACUUUUAGGCAGCCGUUUAAAAGGUUUAGCAGUUUAUUCUUUGCUUAAAAGAAAAACAAACCUAUAGUUAAAACAGUCUCACUGCGGUCCCUGAACCAGCUACCAGCAUUUUUCACGUGCUUAUAAAACCGUGUUAGCUGCGUAAAUGUCCGAUUGAUAACGAUAAGCAACCAAAUCACUUGUAUCCUGUGCGUGUUAAUGGAAUCACAAGUUGGGAACUUAUAAUAUCUAGAAUGACUAUAUCUACAUCUGUAUAAUGUCCCCUUAUCCUAAUGAGAAGAUGGUUCAGCUUUGUUUUUUUUUGUUUGUUUCUAUAUUUGCCCAUGUAGUGGCAUUCGUGGCAGAUAAUCGUACCAAUACAGCUGGUUUUAGGUAUAGACGUGGCAUCCUUUUUGCGUGAAGCGCGGUUUAUCAACAAACCGCCACCUAUAAGGAGAUAGUACCUUUUCCUUUGGCAAACUGUGCAUUGUUGUAUUUAGCAUUAUGCGUUCGCUUAUAAUUACUAGGUAAAUAAUUCAUGCACGACAACUGUGAGGCACUCAAAAAGGGAGUUGUGAAGUGGAAAGAAAUGCAAAGCACUGAGAACAGAUAGGUCGAACAGGAAGCUGGAAGAACCGACAGAAAUUGACCUUUGAUGUUUUUUCAAUAGUUUUUUGCUCGGUAGGGGAAAUUAGCAGCUUGUGAUCUGAAAACCGGACGUAUUCCUAUACCGAGCAAGUAUAAAUUAAGAUCAGUCCUACGGUGAAGGCUGACGCAAAUCUGAAUUUCAUAAACGAAUGCCGUAAUCUCUCUAUAGAAGUACAAGUUUCUAGUAUUCAGGUUUUGCGCUGUGACUAUUAUGGUGGAGCCGUAUCUAGUAGAAUAUGUCUAGGACAUUUUAAAUAUAUUGGAUUUUUGAGUCUAGACUGAAUUUAAACUGCUACAUUUAAUAGCACUUAUGAGAUGGUAUUGUCGUCAUAUUUCAACUCGUAGUACCUUUUUUUACUCUUCUCAGGCUACGCUUAGAUUUAAUUAUUGUUUUAAAUGAACUGGUGAAAACAAUGAAAAUCAUUGACUUAUUGAGAAAAGUAUUCAACACUUUUUUACAGCUUUACUUCUGCGUGCAGCUAUUAACUCCCAUUCUUUCUGUCUUCUUUAUAAAUGCUUGAAAAAACCGUAGUUGAUUACAAGGUUAGUACAUAUUUGAGACAGUCCCGUGCAGCAGCUCUUGAGUAUUAUUCGAGGUGUUGGCGGGUGUAAAACACUCUGCCUAUCUCGAGCCAGACGGUUUUCCAGUGACGGUGUAUCUGGAAUGGCUGAUGAAAAACAAGACAGUUUUGUAGCUUCACUGUUGGAACAGUGAGGUACCACGUCAUCAGUGAACGAUCAAUUCGAUAAUCACUGCUUAGCCAAACGAAAAUGCGCGUCUAAUGUUUUUCUCUCUUUUUCAUUUAUUACAUGGAUAUAGAGUGGAUACCAAGUGACAAACAAAGUGUAGUUGACGGGACACUCAGAUAUUUUUUUGAGAGUAGUGACAGCUUUGAUGGUAUUUGAUAGGUAUUGUGAUAUUAUUAUUAUACGCAUAAGUGUUUAGCAACCAUUUUUGGGUGCACAACAGCGCUAUCUGUCACUUGUAUUAUUAUUAAUAAAUACAAAUGGCAAAAAUAAAGAACAAACUUAUUGUCUAUGUUAAUAAGCACAACAGAAGCGAAACUGGAUGGUGUAUUUUUUUGCUGCAAGGUUUACUUAUAUAUAUAUAUGUACGGACUAAACCUUCACAUUGCUUGCCUGAUGUGCACCAGUGAUGUAGUAUAUCCAUGUAAGUCGAAUAAUAUUUAAUUUAUGACACUAUGAAAUUGGAUCGAGCAACCUUUGCUGCCAUAAAAUUAACUUUUGUCAUCGUGAAGGUCUCUGUGAAGAACUCGCGUUAUCUACCAAGGAAUACGAAACUCAUCUAUAUGAGUUUCAUAAUAAAUUGA